CUUUUACCGCGUCCUGCGACCUGCGAGUGCGAGGGCCCCAUAAUUCGCGAGGCAGGCAUCGUCGCGGUGCGUGUUCGAUGUGUUUUGCGGGUUUGGUUAUAUAUGUAAAUCUCCGUACAAAUCCCGCCAUCUCCCGCAGCUGUGGUCGCGCGGCUAGUUAAUGUCGACGGGGACGAUCAACAAAAACUGAGGCUACCUGUGGCUAUCGUCUCCGCCGUAUAUCUACGCGUCAACACACAGAAAUCAUGGCAAACGUGUCGCUUGACAAAGAUAUGUUUUUUCGGCGCAUGAAGCGUCUUUACGCCGCGUGGAAGGAUGGCGAAGUCGGCACGGAUGACAGUUUCGGGAAAAUGGAUUGUCUCGUUUCCGCUGUCGGCUCCGACGAAGACAUCGUUUACAGCAAGUCCAUAGCGUUGCAAACAUGGCUGCUCAGCUACGAACUUACGGAUACGAUAAUGAUUUUGACGGAGGAGUCUAUUAAUUUCUUGGCCAGCAAGAAGAAAAUUGAAUUUUUAAGGAAAGUGGAAAAUCAGAAAACUGAAGAUACAGAAGUACCAGCUGUAAAGUUAUUUGUUAGGGACAGAAGCGAUGAAGAUAAAGCAAACUUUGGAAAACUCAUUGAAGUGAUGAAACAAAAAAAGGGCAAAACUUUGGGAGUAUUUUUGAAGGAGAAUUAUCCUGGUGCUUUUAUGGAUGCCUGGAGAGCUGCUUUAAAAAAUGAAUCUUUUGAUACAGUUGAUGUAAGUGCUGCGGCUGCUUAUGUUAUGUGUCCAAAAGAAGACAGCGAAAUACUUACUAAAAAAGCAUGUCUUGUAUCAGUAGAUGUUUUCACAAAGUAUCUGAAAGAUCAGAUAAUGGAGAUUAUAGAUUCUGACAAGAAAGUUAAACAUUCAAAAUUGGCAGAAGGUGUAGAUACAGCCAUCACAAAUAAGAAAUAUGUAAGUGGAGUAGAUAUUACACAAGUUGAUAUGUGUUACCCUGCCAUUAUACAAAGUGGUGGAAAUUAUUCACUCAAGUUCAGUGCUGUUAGUGACAAAAAUACUACUCUUCACUUUGGUGUUAUUGUUUGUUCAUUGGGAGCACGUUAUAAGUCCUAUUGUUCAAAUAUAGUAAGAACUUUGUUGGUUAAUCCCACAAAGACAAUUGAGGAAAAUUAUAAUUUUUUGCUACAACUUGAAGAAGAGAUCUUAAAAAAGUUAGUUGCAGGAACAAUAAGUGAAGUAUACGAGGCUGGUAUUAAAUUUGUAAAUGAGAAAUCAGAAAUGAUAAAUCAUUUGACCAAGAAUUUUGGAUUUGCUAUGGGAAUUGAAUUUAAAGAAAGUUCUUUGCUCUUGGGUCCAAAGACUAAUGCAGUAGCUAAGAAGGGCAUGGUUUUCAAUGUUAAUGUUGGUCUUGCAAAUCUUAUCAAUUCAGAUGCGACAGAUAAAGAGGGAACAUACGCCCUUUUCAUAGGCGAUACAGUUAUGGUGAACGAAGGGCAACCUGCUACUAAUUUGACUCCAUCAAAAAAGAAAGUGAAAAAUAUAGGUAUAUACGUGAAAGAUGACGAAGAUGAGGAGGAAGAGGGAAGUGGAAAAGAAAACGAGCCAAAGCCAGAGAUCCUCGGACGUGGAAAAAGAACGGCUGUCAUAGAAUCUAAAUUGAGAACGGAACAUAGCUCGGAAGAGAAGAGGAAGCAACAUCAGAAAGAAUUAGCUCAACAGUUGAAUGAAAUCGCUAAGGCUCGAUUGGCUCAACAAUCUGGCGGUAAAGAACAGGAAAAAAUACGAAAAUCCACGGUGUCUUACAAAAGUUUGAACCAUAUGCCACGUGAACCAGAGGUCAAGGAGUUAAAAUUAUACGUGGAUAAGAAGUAUGAGACUGUGAUUUUACCUAUUUCUGGUAUUCCAGUACCCUUCCACAUAUCGACAAUUAAGAACAUUUCACAGUCGGUAGAGGGAGAUUAUACGUACCUUAGAAUAAACUUUUUUCACCCUGGUGCAACGAUGGGACGAAACGAAGGUGGAUCUUAUCCUCAGCCCGAUGCGACGUUUGUUAAAGAAGUAACAUAUCGAAGCACAAAUACCAAAGAGCCCGGUGAGAUCUCUGCACCGUCGUCAAAUUUAAAUACAGCCUUUAGACUAAUUAAAGAGGUUCAGAAGAAGUUUAAAAAUCGAGAAGCGGAAGAAAGAGAGAAGGAAGAUCUCGUCAAACAAGAUACUUUAAUAUUGUCACAGAAUAAAGGCAAUCCAAAGUUGAAAGAUCUGUACAUUCGACCAAAUAUUGUUACAAAGAGAAUGACGGGUGGUUUAGAAGCGCACACAAAUGGAUUCCGAUAUACUUCGGUCCGCGGUGAUAAAGUGGACAUUCUUUAUAAUAACAUUAAGAACGCCUUCUUCCAACCAUGUGAUGGUGAAAUGAUUAUAUUGCUUCAUUUUCAUUUAAAGCAUGCUAUUAUGUUCGGUAAAAAGAAACAUGUAGAUGUACAGUUUUACACUGAAGUUGGAGAAAUUACUACAGAUUUAGGUAAACAUCAACAUAUGCACGAUCGCGACGAUCUUGCUGCUGAACAGUCGGAACGAGAAUUGAGACAUAAAUUAAAAACUGCUUUUAGAAGUUUCUGUGAAAAAGUUGAAGGAAUGACAAAGCAAGAGAUUGAAUUUGAUACUCCAUUUCGGGACUUGGGCUUUCCUGGUGCACCAUAUAGGAGCACUGUCUUGCUUCAACCAACUAGUGGAUGUUUGGUUAAUCUCACAGAAUGGCCUCCCUUUGUCAUUACAUUGGAAGAUGUUGAAUUAGUUCAUUUUGAAAGGGUACAAUUCCAUUUGAAGAACUUUGACAUGAUUUUUGUCUUCAAAGAUUAUCACAGAAAGGUAGCGAUGGUAAAUGCCAUUCCUAUGAAUAUGCUCGAUCAUGUUAAGGAAUGGUUGAACUCAUGUGAUAUUCGAUAUUCGGAAGGCGUUCAGUCUUUGAAUUGGACCAAGAUUAUGAAGACUAUAACAGAUGAUCCUGAAGGAUUCUUUGAUAGUGGAGGAUGGACUUUCUUAGACCCUGAAAGUGAUGCAGAAAAUGAAGAAGUUGAAGAUGAAGAAGAAGAAGAAGAUGAUGCAUAUGAGCCAUCCGAUAUAGAAAGUGAGGAAGAAUCUGAUGAUGAUAGUGAAUAUUCUGAAGCUUCCGAAGACAGUGACAGUGAAGAGGAAGAAUUAGGCAGCUCUGAAGAAUCGGGUAAAGAUUGGUCAGAUUUAGAACGAGAAGCUGCUGAAGAGGAUAAAGAAAGAGGAGAGGAUCGUUACCGUGAUGAUUAUAGCGCCAGCAAAAAGAAAAAAUCAAAUCGAAGACAAUCUCCAUCUCCUUCAAAAGACAGGCGGAAUAAUUCUAAGCACAAGAGUUCCUCGAGUUCAAAGAGCAAAAGUUCGUCCAGCAGUAAGGAUAAACGAUCACCGGACAAACAUAGAACGGAUCGAUCACGGAGUGGGGGCUCACACAAGAAGGGGUCUCCUUCCAAAUCAUCCAAACACAGCCCCAAGAAAAAUGACAAGCAUGAUAAGCGCGAUAAAAGUAAGUCGUCACAUUCUUCGUCCAGUAAGAAACGCCCCCGUGAUGACAGUUCGGAAAGAAACAAUAGGUCAUCUAAGAAAUCUAGAAAGUAAAUACAAAGGAUCUGCGCACUGAAAGGGAAGCACACAGAAAAUCACAACAAAUACCAUGCUGAUUCUAAGUAAAGCUUUCUUACUUAAGAUGUAGAAAUUAGCUGAUCCAUAAAAAUAGUACAUUUUCUUGCA
Nylanderia fulva is the source of this 3761-nucleotide messenger RNA. NCBI's taxonomy places the organism in Eukaryota, Metazoa, Arthropoda, Insecta, Hymenoptera, Formicidae. The record is from RefSeq and is a predicted model, not a curated record.